AUGCCGUCUCCAUUCUUGACGCCGAGCGCCACGGCCGACGCAGACGGUCUCGCUCUUCUACAGCUGCGUCGCGACCAGAUCAUUCCAACAAUCCUCCGCAAAUACGACGACGAGAACCAAGGCUACCUCGAAGGAAAGGUGACCAAUACCCGAUUCGGAUCCUUCCCACACAGCACCAUCAUCGGCAAACCCUGGGGCUCGCAAAUUGUCGCCUCAAAAGUCGACACCGGCUCGCGCGGCCGCAGAAACACCACAAAGCGCAAGGCAGAGGAGCUCGAUGCAUCGGGAGCAACAACACCCGCAGAGGACGAGAAGCCCGAAUUGAAGGCCGCGCCUGGACCUUGUCCCUUCCCCCACCGCACUCAGGUCGUCUACACACCCGACUACAGCUACAUCCUCCACCGACUCCGCGCACGACCAGGAAGCACAGUCAUCGAAGCCGGAGCGGGUAGUGGCUCCUUCACACACGCGGCCGUGCGCGCCGUGUUCAACGGAUACCCCGAGACAGCGCAGGCGAACAAACGGCGACGUCUAGGAAAGGUGUGCAGUUUCGAGUUCCACGAGCAGCGCGUGGGCAAAAUACAAGCAGAACUCAAGGACCAUGGACUCGAUGGGCUAGUGGAGGUUACACAUCGCGACGUCUACGAAGACGGUUUCCUACUAGGUGAUCCCAAGACCGGCCAAUCGCCCAAGGCCAACGCCAUCUUCCUGGACCUGCCUGCGCCCUGGCUGGCAUUGAAACAUCUCACGCGCAACCCUCCCUCCGGCGAGUCAGCUCUUGACCCGUCAUCGCCUAUCUACCUAUGCACUUUCUCGCCUUGUCUCGAGCAGGCCGAGCGCACGAUCCGCACAAUGCGCCAGUUAUCAUGGCUGAAUAUUUCCAUGGUAGAGGUUGCCCAGCGUCGGAUCGACGUGAGGCGGGACCGUGUUGGGUUAGAUACUGAGGGCGUGCGUGGUGCAACCCUGUACCCGAAGACCGUUGACGAGGCAGUCGCCAAGCUGCGCAGCGAUGAACAGCGCGCCAAGCGCAUCCGUGACCACCGGCAAAACAGAGAGGAUCCCGAUUACAAAGAGAUUGUGGAGGAUCCGCCGGCUUACAAGGAGGCGGCUUCUGAUGCGCCUUCAUAUGCCCUAGGUCGCUUGACGCACCGGACAGAGCCGGAUCUCAAGACGCACACUUCAUAUCUGGUUUUUGCUAUCUUGCCUCGGGAUUGGUCUGAAGAGGAUGAACAACGCUGCAGGCAACAAUGGCCGUCCGAGAAGAUUUCUAAGCCGGAUGAUAAGCCGACGAAGAGCAAGAAGCAAAUGAAGAAGGAGGCUGCGUUGGAGCGGAUACGGAUUCGGGAGGAGAAGAAGCAACAGGAGCAGAAAGCAGGGGCUGGGGAAGCUCAGACUGAGGUGGAGGUUAAGACAGAAUUGAAGUCUGAGGAGAUGACCGAUGCAUGA
Penicillium canescens is the source of this 1446-nucleotide messenger RNA. RefSeq names its product tRNA 1-methyladenosine methyltransferase subunit GCD14 (gene trm61). Gene Ontology annotation, biological process: tRNA methylation. Lineage: Eukaryota; Fungi; Ascomycota; Eurotiomycetes; Eurotiales; Aspergillaceae. The record is from RefSeq and is a predicted model, not a curated record. Bases 1 to 1446 code for a protein of 481 amino acids. The transcript has 2 exons. Gene Ontology annotation, cellular component: tRNA (m1A) methyltransferase complex; nucleus.